AUGUGGUCCAAGGGCAGCUGCACUGAGUUUGGGUUCUGCUCAGAGGAGCAAGAGAGGUCAGCGUACGCCGCCCUCCUUUCGCGGCUCCGCGAGGAGGAUGUUUUUGGCGCAGCCAUGCCUGACACCACGGGGCGGCUGCGCAUCAAUGUACCUUUCGCUGGUCGCUUUGCCGAGCGAGAGCAGCUGGUGCACUUUUUGCGUGAAGAGGUUCUCAACAAGCGCACGGACAUCCGCGAGAUUUCGCUUUUUGUGACUGAUGUGCUUGAUUUCUACAAGAGCACAGGCCACUAUGGGGCCUUGCAGAGUGGCGAUCCCAAGAUCUUGAUCCAGUACACGGUGCAAGACGGCCGCGCGCCACUGCCAUCAGCCGAUGUCGUGCUAGCUAUGCAUCCUGACUGCAGCUCCUCCUAUUUAACGAGCUUCUGGGGCGCCUACCAGGGGCAUUACUACAUGUGGCAGCACAUCUUGCAGAAUGCGGUGAACAGUGCGCCUUUGGUCAUUGCGGCGAACCUUUGGUUGGAGGAGUCCCUGGAGGUACAGCAGGUGGCGCGAGCGCAAGGCAUGCUGGUUUCAGCAGCACUGAAGAACCGCCUCUACCAUGGAUUCACGGUGACGGCUCCCCUGACCUCCAAUGUGAGGGACCGGCAGCCGUUCCAUUAUUUGGUCAUCGCUCAAAGAGAGCCGGCCAAGAACAUCAUUUCCAUCAAGCCCUGCGCAGAAGAUUAUGCUGGAGGGUACCAGAAUCAGUGGACGAUGACCAGCCAUCAACAUUGGCCGACGCCAUGGCAGUGGCCGCCACCAGCAUGGGGACCUGCCCACAGCCAUACCAUGCCCUAUGGGGCCCCACCCCCGCACGGCCAUGCUUUCCACCAGCACCAGUACCACCACAAACAUCCCCCCCACCCAGCGCUGUACUACAGGCCACCUGAACCGCAGCUUCACCACCAGAUGUGGUACUAG
This is a messenger RNA of Symbiodinium pilosum, 960 nucleotides long. Lineage: Eukaryota; Dinophyceae; Suessiales; Symbiodiniaceae. The record is from the annotation of a GenBank genome assembly.